Molecule: messenger RNA, 567 nt
Organism: Bathycoccus prasinos
Lineage: Eukaryota; Viridiplantae; Chlorophyta; Mamiellophyceae; Mamiellales; Bathycoccaceae
Product: PREDICTED: similar to Zinc finger protein 271 (Zinc finger protein 7) (HZF7) (Zinc finger protein ZNFphex133) (Epstein-Barr virus-induced zinc finger protein) (ZNF-EB) (CT-ZFP48) (Zinc finger protein
Exons: 1
Coding region: 1-567 (188 amino acids)
Biological process (GO): regulation of transcription by RNA polymerase II
Cellular component (GO): nucleus
Molecular function (GO): DNA-binding transcription factor activity, RNA polymerase II-specific; RNA polymerase II cis-regulatory region sequence-specific DNA binding
Source: RefSeq, a predicted model, not a curated record
AUGGAUGCGAGAGAUAAAGAAGAAGAAGAGAAAGAAGAAGAACCGGUUUUGUGUUUGAGGAUUCCUGACGAGGACGAUGAUCUCGAGGCGAGUCAACAGAUGCGAAAAGAAGAAACGACUUGUAUUAAGAAAGGAACGAAGAGGAAGAGAACGCAACAUGAGUGCGAUGUUUGCGAGAUGACUUGUCGUGAUUCCUAUGAUUUGAAAGUCCACAUGCGUAUUCACACGAAAGAGAAACCGUACGAAUGCGAUGUGUGCGAGAAGCGUUUUAGUCGAUCUGGUAAUUUGAAAAGCCACAAGCGUAUUCACACGAACGAGAAACCGUAUGAAUGCGAUGUGUGCGAUAAAGCUUUUCGUACAUCUGGUGGUUUGACACAGCACAAGCGUAUUCACACGAAGGAGAAACCGUACGAGUGUGAUGUGUGCGAGAUGCGUUUUCGUCAUUCUUGUAGUUUGCAAACGCACAUGCGUAUUCACACGAACGAGAAACCGUUUGAAUGCCACGUGUGCGAGAAGAGAUAUCGUCAAUUGAGUGGUUUAAAGUACCACAUGCGUACUCAACAUUAG